UGGCGCAUGCGUAAACUGCACCGAGCGGAGCCCCGGAACUGAAGCUUCUCCGUGACCCGUGAGAUGAAGAUGCUGCCCGGUUCUGGACGGACGGUUCCGCUCGGUCUGCUGCUCGUUGCGUUAGUUUCCCGCCUCGGGACGGCGGCGGAGGUCUCCGUGUGGAACGUGGACAUCAACUCGACACAGGAUGUCGUGUUUCGAAAGACGCUGUACGCCAACACCACCAUCUACAUGAAGUUCCAGAGUGACCCGGGGUCAUGUGAUAGAAACGUGGCCUUAAACAUCAGCUGGUACCUGCGCUCGUCUGUGUGCUACAAUGAAGUCUUCAACACACCCGACAACAAAGCGAUGAACAUGUUUGGAAUGGACCACAUGUUGAGAGACGGCUGGAGUGGAUACUACAGUCAGGGCUACAUGUACUUUGAGAACUGCUCCACCCUCAUCUUACCAAAGGCGUAUUAUGCAGACUACUACAACCCAUAUCAGCCGCUCAGCAGCCCGAAGAGUGACCCAUCGAAUCAGAGCUUUAUUUGGCCUGACAAGCCGGUUCUGAGCGCCGUGGCCAAAGCUUGGGAGGACAGUCCGUAUCUGUUCAUGGUGAAGGUGCAGCCUGUGUCCCGAGCCGAGGACGAAGACGUCGCAGUAGAGCAGCUCCGCUUCGCUUUCACAAUGAAAGUCGAGAUGAAGGGACCACAUGACUACUCUUCUCCAGCAGACUGGCCCCUCAUGAUGUUCUUCAUGAUCAUGUGCAUCGUGUACGUGCUGUUCGGGGCUCUCUGGCUCUUCUGGUGCGCCUGUUACUGGAGGGAUCUGUUGCGGAUCCAGUUCUGGAUCGGCGCAGUCAUCAUCCUCGGCAUGCUGGAAAAAGCCGUGUUUUACUCGGAGUACCAGAGCAUCCGUUACAAAGGAGACUACGUUCAAGGCGCUGUGAUUUUUGCCGAGCUGCUCUCUGCACUUAAAAGAUCUCUAGCUCGAAUCCUGGUCCUCAUUGUCAGUCUUGGAUACGGCAUAGUCAGGCCCAGGUUGGGCACCACAGUGCACCGGCUGGUAGCUGUCGGCCUCCUCUACCUGCUCUUCUCCUCUGUGGAAGGUGUGCUGAGAGUGACAGGUGGAUUUUACGGGACGGUCGCCCUGGUGGCUAAUCUCAGCCUCUCCCUUAUUGACUCGUGUGUCAUGUGGUGGAUUUUCAUCAGUCUGUCUCAAACCACUCGUCUCCUGAAGCUACGCAGGAAUGUGGUGAAACUCUCUUUGUAUCAGCACUUCACCAACACGCUCAUCUUCUCUGUUCUCGCUUCCAUCAUAUUCAUCAUCUGGACCACCAAAGUCUUCAAGCUGGUGGACUGCCAGACGGGUUGGAGGGACUUGUGGGUAGACGACGCCUUCUGGCGUCUUCUGUUCUCCACCAUCCUGCUGGUGAUCAUGGUGCUGCUGCGGCCCUCUGCUAACAGCCAGAGGUUCUCCCACUCUCCUCUGAUUGAUGAAGACGACGAAGAGGAUGAAGCCAAGGAGCCCAUGCUGAAUGAGGCUUUUGAGGGGAUGAAGAUGAGAGGCUCGAAGCCCGACUCUAACGGCUCCCAGAAACUGCUGAGUAAAGAGGAUGAAGAUCUGAAAUGGGUCGAGGAGAACAUUCCUACAACUGUCGCUGACGUAGCGCUCCCUGUAAUGCUGGAUGAGGAAGAGGAAAUCCUGAAAACCAAGAUGGAGCGAUCCAAAAUGGAGUAGAAGUGAGCGAGCGAGCACGAGUGUGAGAGUGAAAAGACGGCGACGACGUCACUGAGGCAGCGAGGAAUGCGUUCUGAGUGAUCGAACUACCAAAAAAAAAAAAAAAAGUGGGCAAAGCCAGCUGUUCUCUCCAGACACUUUACAUUUUUAGUUUAAUUUCACAGAUAUUGUGCAACACUGUAAUAAGCUCAAAGAAGCAUGAAUAGUGUGUUUAUAUUAAGGCAGUACUGUGUGAGCUGUGUCUGGGUGGGUUGGCUUUUCAUGUCAAUAUCGGGAUUUUGGGAGGCUGGUGAACUUUAUUUGUUUAAAAGUUGUUGUUUUUUAUGUCACACACUCCAAAACCAAGUAGGAAGAGGACGUUUCACAGUGUCCUUGUAGAAAAUAGAAUAUUUAUUGAAAUCUGUCAAUAUUUAACAGGGCGUGCGGUCUCUGGAGCACUGACCACAGCGUGUGAUUGGUCAAAUUUGUGCAAAUCAUGAUUCUUGGCGGUUAAAUCAGCCAAGAAAUCAGACGACAAUAUGAACAAUAUGAAGUUAUUGUGAAUAAUAAGAUUAUAUUUAAGCCAACACAGUGACGGCCGCUCAUCUUCAGAGAUGUGCUGUGCCAUAAAUUAAAUGUAUAAAAAGAAAACACACGCUGUUUUCAGCAGGUGUUUCAAUUUGUUAUAUAUUUAAUAGAUCACAUAAAGAAAUAUAUUUAAUAUUGAAAUGAUUAAACAUUUAGCCAGAAAACAAUGUUUAAAUGCUUUUACCGUGCCGAUGAGGAUUUCCUGAGCUCAUUUCUUGAUGUCACAUUGUUAACACACACAACACUAACACUUUGUUAAACACUUUGUUGUCUGGCUAACUGGGUAAUCCUGAUUAUAGAAAUACAUAAGCUACCUUACUCUGUAAACAUGGCUGCACCAGUGAAUAUGGAUACUUGAAAAAUAUCUCAUACGUCAGGGUAAAACGAGCUACAUCUGUGUAGGAUCAGGAUUCUUGUGUUAACUGGAACAGACUGGGAGAAUGUAAUGACCCUGUUGUUCAAACCUUAUAUACUGUAGCAUAUACAGUGUCAUCAGAUCGUGCUGAGACGUCAGAACUGUUCAACCAACUGAAAUUGUGACUAAUAUUGUUGAUUUUUAAGGCUGCUCGGCAGGUGAGGUUCAUGUAUGAAGCUGUGUAGUCAUAGGUCUGUUAUAGACCUUUAUCACAGCAGCCAGUUUGUGUUUCCAAUGAUGCUGAUAAAGGUUCAGAUCCAUUUAGUGCAGCAGAGGCUUUCUAGAUGACCCUGACUUCGUUUGACCUGCAUUGACCGUAACCUUAAUUAGCAUCAUUGGUAACACCUGUGUUUACGUUUUCCUGUCAUGAAGGAUAUUUGAUUUCAUGUCAUCUCUACAAAAAGUCACAUUUUGUAGCUUUUCACAUAACAGCAGUGAUCUGCGUCCACUUUGUGUCACCAAAGGGAUUUUAACUUUGUUUUUUCAGACUUGAUAAGCCGUAGAGACUCCAUGUGGUUUACUGUAUGUAUCUGUCGCACUCCCUCCACUCAUUGAGUUUUGUUAAGGUCUUCACCUAAAUUCAGUAGCAAAACAGAUUCUGUUAAGCCUGUAACAUUCACACUCCUUCACAAAUUAAUCUUGCCUUAUGUGGCAGAAUUAUACUCCCGUCCUCGUGCAAACUACUGCAGUAUGUGUGAAUAUUCUAAAUUCCUUAAUUUAUGUUUUUUUUAUAUAUUUAUCCGAGUCUUGUUGAAUAUAUUUUUUAAUUUAGAGAGACACAAAAGCCCCAAUUCCUGGAUGUGAGUCUGCAUUGUAAUGUGAAGCUGAUGAUACUGUAUGGCUUUUUGCGUAUGUCCUGCAAAUAAAAUUUGUAUUUAAACACGGA
Larimichthys crocea (large yellow croaker) is the source of this 3590-nucleotide messenger RNA. RefSeq names its product transmembrane protein 87A. The record is from RefSeq and is a predicted model, not a curated record. Lineage: Eukaryota; Metazoa; Chordata; Actinopteri; Sciaenidae. Gene Ontology annotation, cellular component: Golgi cisterna membrane; Golgi apparatus. Gene Ontology annotation, biological process: retrograde transport, endosome to Golgi. The transcript has 20 exons. The coding region runs from base 64 to 1722 and encodes 552 amino acids.